Molecule: messenger RNA, 1649 nt
Organism: Nicotiana tabacum (common tobacco)
Lineage: Eukaryota; Viridiplantae; Streptophyta; Magnoliopsida; Solanales; Solanaceae
Molecular function (GO): protein binding
Source: RefSeq, a predicted model, not a curated record
CUUCCUAUGCAAACAAAAUUCAGGAUUCAAAAGAGAACAGAAUAAGGGCCGUCACUCUAUAGUGGAAAUUUUCAAAGCCUUUUUUUGCUCUUGAAAUCAUGGCGUCACUCCAUCUCAGCAAAAAUGGAGAUUUUACCAGUAAUUUGAGAGAUUUAAUGUGGCAGAAACAAGAGAAUAGAGUCACUGGAGUUGAAGAAACCCUAGAUCGUAUCAAUCAGUUGCCUGACGCACUCCUCGUACAAAUUCUCUCUCCUUUACCGACGAGAGAUGCCGUCGCAUCAUCUGUUCUCUCUAGAAGGUGGCGUUAUCUCUGGAAUUCAAUUGAUAAUUUCCAUUUCGUUGUUAGAAAUGACGACAAAGCUGAAAACUUCAUAUCCUUUGAGGACCACGUUUUAGCUCAUUGCACUUGUCCCAAAAUCAGAAAAUUCAAACUCGAUUUAAAUGACAUGUGUAGGCUAGUAAAUGUCUCCUCUUUGGUUACUGCCAGCCUAACUUUUGACAUUUGCUGUAUUGCUGAUGACUCUGAAGAAGACGAUAUUGAGGAAGAAAGUUGUCGUGAUUAUCAUCAAGUUUUCAGAAACCUUGUUCUGGACUAUCUUCAAAAGUUGAGUUAUGCGAUUGAGCUAACAAUUGGAAGUUGGUUAGCAGAGGUUGUGUUCAUGUUGCAACUCGAAGGAGUGGCGCUUCCAGAAUUGAGAUGCAAGUGUCUAACGCUAAAAUUGCAGGUAUCAAAGCAUACUUUGUAUGGAAUAACUAGCCUUUUGGAAGCCUCGCCUCUUUUGGAGACACUCAACAUUCACAUGGAAUAUGAGGCUCAAGAAAGGAAAAGGAUUGUUGACCAACUGAACCUCUUUUUGCUUUUAUCUACUGCUUGAGUAUUUCGGAUAGGUCUCAACUAUUGUAAUCAGUUGCUGAGCACUGUUCAAGAUUCGUGGGUUUUUAAAAUUGCUCUAUAUCAUACACUACUGUGAAAUCAUUUCAUUUUGUCUUCUGUGGAAUAAUCCCACUAGGCCGUAGACCAGCAUUGGAUCCUGAUUCUAUUCUCUGUUCCAGUUUGUUUAAGAGCACUGCCAACUUGAGCUAAGCUAUUUGGCCGAGGGAGAUAAUACCAAUUUGCUGUGUUGGAUUCCAAACAUUGUGUUUUCCAGUCUCAAGAAUAUUAAGAUUGUCGACUGCAUACGGAGAUGUGAGUGGGCCAAAUGUUCGAAGGAGUGGUCUGAAGGGGGCUUUGAUAAGCUUAUUGAACUUUCAAAGUUUCUAUUAAAGAAUGCAGUGGUUUUAAAGACGUUUGUUAUAGUAGCAAAGAGAAGAAAAUGUCGAAAAUGUUCAGAGAGCUGUGCCUCCCAAUUUUUAACACGAUUGGCUAAGAAAUUGUUAGACAGCCCAAGAUCAUCUAAGAAUUUUGUGAUUACUUACCAAGAGUAUGCUGUGGAUGACUAGACUGCAAGCGGUUUUAUUUCAGCAUACUAAAAAUGUCACCUUAUAUUGUAGCUUUGGAUUUACUGCAGAUGUAAUUUUGAACUUGUGGCAUACCAAUUACCAAAUAUGAGGGAUGCUUGGUUUCUCAUGAAGCCUUGGUUUGUUUCACUCUAGACAUUGCAUAUGUGCUUGGAAUCUUCUUGCAACUUUUGUUUCACUUUAAGCUUCAA